UGGGAGAAGGAAUAUUGAAUAAGCCCAGAAAGAAGACGAAUGGGUGUCUGUCACUCAGUUGGUCUUUUGCCUUCAAUAAUUUUUGGCAUAAUCUCCUUGCUUUCUCACAAUAUCUGCUUAUAAAUUAUAGCUUCAGUAGCUUCAUUAAUCACACCUGUCUGUUUACUCUUGGAAGAGAGGAAAUAUUGCAGAGAAAUGGAAAAGAAACAGACAGAUGUUAGAGAAAGCCAUGUCCUGGUAUUCCCUUUCCCAAUACAGGGUCACAUAAACCCAAUGCUUCAAUUCUCAAAACGUUUAGCCUCAAAAGGUCUCAAGGUCACCCUAAUCGCCAGCACCUCCAUUGCCAAAUCCAUGCAAACUCCCCAGGAGAGUUCCAUCAAUAUAGAAACCAUUUUUGAUGGAUUCCAGGAAGGAGAAAGAGCAGCAAGCCCUGUUGAAUAUAUGGAGCGUUACGAGGCCACAGUCCCACUAAGCUUAGCUGAGCUGAUAGAGAAACAUGGCAGCACUCCAUACCCAGUUAAGUGUAUUGUGUAUGAUUCUAUUAUGCCCUGGGCUUUAGAUGUGGCUCGAAGUUCAGGGAUCUCUGGAGCUUCAUUUUUCACUCAAUCCUGUGCGGUUUGUGUUAUAUAUUACCAUGCUAUUCAAGGGGCAUUGAAAGUUCCUUUGGAAGAAGAACCUGUGGCUGUGGUGUCUUUGCCUUCCUUGCCACAGUUGGAGUUCAAUGAUCUGCCACCGUUCGUGAAUGGUGCAGGGUCAUAUCCAGCAAUUUACGAACUUGUUUUCGGCCAGUUCUCAAACAUCGACGAUGCUGAUUGGCUCUUCUGGAACACCUUUAAUGGGCUUGAAGAUGAGGUAGUGAAUUGGAUGGCAAGUAAAUGGCCGAUCAAGCCAAUUGGACCAACAAUUCCUUCAAUGUUCUUAGACAAGCGACUGAAGGAUGACAAUGACUAUGGUCUCAGCCUCUUCAAGCCCAAUUCGGAUGUUUGCAUGAAGUGGCUAGACUCAAAGGAACCAAGCUCAGUUGUUUACGUAUCAUUUGGAAGCCUGGCUGCCCUUGGAGAAGACCAAAUGGCAGAAUUAGCAUGGGGUCUAAAGAGAAGCAACACCUACUUCCUAUGGGUAGUAAGAGAAUCAGAAAAAGAUAAGCUACCAAACAACUUCGUAGAGGAGACUAUAGAAAUGGGACUAGUUGUAACAUGGAGUCCUCAACUGGAAGUUUUGGCUCACAAGUCUGUGGGGUGUUUUAUAACUCAUUGUGGGUGGAACUCAACGCUGGAGGCAUUGAGCUUGGGAGUGCCAAUGGUGGCCAUGCCACAAUGGACUGAUCAGCCAACCAAUGCCAAGUUUAUCACUGAUGUUUGGCAAGUAGGAAUUAGAGUGAAGGUAGAUGAAAAAGGCAUUGUUACUAAAGAAGAGGUAGAAAGAUGUAUAAGAGAAGUCAUGGAAGAAGAUGCAGGAAACGAGAUGAAGAAGAAUUCUGAGAAAUGGAAGAAACUUGCCUGCAUGGCAGUAGAUGAAGGUGGAAGCUCCGACAAGAACAUGGAGGAAUUUGUAACAAAACUCGUAUGCAGUUCUAAUGGUUUCAAAGAGUGAAACAAUUAGUUCUUCCAUUAGAUUAGUAGAUCAAUGAUUUGAUUGUCUGUUUCUGGUGUACACGGAAUUAUAGGUUCAAACCUCAUUGUGGGCCUUUUUUUUUUUCGUUACAGAUUUCUGUGGGAUGUUUGUGCUGCUAUCUGAAGAAAACUUGUGAAUCCAUGACAACUAAGAUUGAAGUUAGGCUUUAA
Messenger RNA from Hevea brasiliensis (rubber tree), 1784 nucleotides. Its product is annotated as UDP-glycosyltransferase 74E1. The coding region runs from base 196 to 1593 and encodes 465 amino acids. The record is from RefSeq and is a predicted model, not a curated record. The transcript is spliced from 2 exons. Gene Ontology annotation, molecular function: UDP-glycosyltransferase activity. NCBI's taxonomy places the organism in Eukaryota, Viridiplantae, Streptophyta, Magnoliopsida, Malpighiales, Euphorbiaceae.